Adineta ricciae is the source of this 306-nucleotide messenger RNA. The record is from the annotation of a GenBank genome assembly. Lineage: Eukaryota; Metazoa; Rotifera; Eurotatoria; Adinetida; Adinetidae.
AUGACAUCAUCACCAUCGACGUAUCUACUUCCCGGACCACCGGCACUACUUGGUUCGAAACCAAUUCUUAUCAAACCAUCUCCUCCAGCAAUCCUUCAUCCCUCUAUUCACCAACGACCUUCACUUUCAACACAUGUUCAUCCCCAAAUGAUGAAAUCAAUGUCACCGAAUGAUACAUUUCAUCCGUUAACAAUCACAACGACAACUAAUGGCACAUCAGUAUUACAAGCUAAUCAUAAUAAUAAUGAAGACUGUAGUAAUGGUUCAAAUGGGCAUAGUCUUUCUCAAAAUCUUGAAUUACAUUGA